Molecule: messenger RNA, 1038 nt
Organism: Phialemonium atrogriseum
Lineage: Eukaryota; Fungi; Ascomycota; Sordariomycetes; Cephalothecales; Cephalothecaceae
Product: putative GTP binding protein
Exons: 3
Coding region: 1-1038 (345 amino acids)
Cellular component (GO): cytoplasm
Molecular function (GO): GTPase activity
Source: RefSeq, a predicted model, not a curated record
AUGCCCUUCGGGCAGCUAGUCCUUGGGAGCCCCGGCUCGGGGAAGAGCACGUUUUGCGAUGGCAUGCAUCAGUUCAUGGGCGCAAUCGGGCGGCAAUGCUCGGUAGUGAACCUCGACCCGGCCAACGACCAGACAAACUACCCCUGCGCGCUGGACAUAAGAAAGCUCGUCACCCUGGAAGAAAUCAUGGCAGACGAUCGCCUGGGCCCAAACGGAGCCGUUCUCUAUGCCCUCGAGGAGCUGGAGCAGAACAUGGAAUGGCUGGAGGAGGGGUUGAAGGAGCUUGGCGAUGACUAUAUCCUGUUCGACUGCCCGGGUCAGGUCGAGCUCUAUACCCAUCAUAACUCGCUGCGGAACAUUUUCUACCGAUUGCAGAAGCUUGGCUACAGGCUAGUAGCGGUGCAUUUGUCCGACUGCUUCUGCCUGACCCAGCCUUCCCUCUACAUCUCCAACAUCCUGCUCGCCUUGCGCGCGAUGCUCCAGAUGGACCUCCCUCACAUCAACGUGUUGACCAAGAUCGACAAGAUCGCGUCAUACGAUCCGCUCCCCUUCAACCUCGACUAUUACACUGACGUGGAUGAACUCUCGCACCUGCUGCCCGCACUGGAAGAAGAGUCCCCGGCCCUCCGCAGCGAGAAAUUCGGCAGACUAAACCAAGCCAUCACCGAUGUUAUCGAGCGAUUCGGCCUCGUGAGGUUCGAGGUACUGGCCGUCGAGAAUAAGAAGAGCAUGAUGCACCUCUUGCGCGUGAUCGAUAGAGCAGGAGGCUAUGUCUUUGGCAGCGCCGAGGGUUCUAAUGAUACGAUCUGGCAGGUUGCGAUGCGUAACGAGUCGUCACUCCUGGAGGGCGGGGAUAUGCAGGAUCGCUGGAUUGAUAACAAGGAGGCGUACGAUGAGGCGGAACGGCAGGAGGAGGAGGAACAGGCUCGCCUCCGCGCGCAACAGGGGGAUUCCCUUGCUGAUGGUCAAGAUGACUUUGGCGAGAUGCCGCCUCCACGGCCAGAUAGUGGCAUAACAGUGGCGCGGAAAAAGAAGUGA